AUGGGCGGCAGCGGCUGCUACGUCUACGUCCACUCGCUGACGCACGAGUUCGCCGCGAACCGGCCCGACGGUUUUAUUGACGACGGGGACCUCAAGGCCAAGGAGGACGCGGCCGGUGGCCUCCCCGUCGUCGCGCUCACGGAGGUCGUCGGCGAGAUCAAGCGCAUCAUCGAGGAGGAGAAGAAGACGCCCCUGCUCCUCGACGCGUCCGAGGACCGCAAGCUCGCGACGUUCUUCAGCUUCAAGGGCGUCCUCGUCGACGGCACGAAGCUCGCGCUCCCGCUCCGGAACAAGGCGCGGCCCAAGCCCAAGGUCUUCAUGGAGGAACUGCGGGCCAAGGCCGUCCAGGCCAUGAAGGGCGGCCAGACGCUCGCGCUCGACCUCGGCGACGCGGAGGGGAGCAAGGCGCCGUUCUGGUCGACGCUCUGCAAGCCCGACGGCGUCCGCAAGGAGCUCUUCAUCGAGGGCGGCAAGGGCCUCACGCGCAACAAGAUGGCCUACACGAAGAUGUGGAAGGACGAGGAGAAGGAGCACGGCUCCGCGUGCCCGAGGGACGACUUCCAGUUCGUCGUCGUCACCGCGCUCUCGCCGAAGGAGUACGAGAAGGAGCUCUUCGACGACGCCGUGCCCAAGGAGCACGCCUACCCCGUCGUCGUCGCGAGCGACUAA
Aureococcus anophagefferens is the source of this 669-nucleotide messenger RNA. RefSeq lists its product as hypothetical. Lineage: Eukaryota; Pelagophyceae; Pelagomonadales; Pelagomonadaceae. The transcript has a single exon. The record is from RefSeq and is a predicted model, not a curated record. The coding region runs from base 1 to 669 and encodes 222 amino acids.